Castor canadensis (American beaver) is the source of this 1648-nucleotide messenger RNA. NCBI's taxonomy places the organism in Eukaryota, Metazoa, Chordata, Mammalia, Rodentia, Castoridae. The record is from RefSeq and is a predicted model, not a curated record.
UUAAUAUCAGGAAUAACACCUUACAAUACCUAACCUGCAGAGUUGUUAUGAAUGCCAAGUAAAUAAAAGCUGAAUCUUGUGCCCUUCUUUUCUUUAGUUAUUUUUCUGGGAGGAUCUUCAGUUUUUGCCUAGGACUUGCCUCAGACCUGUCUCCUACUUACGGCCAUCUGUGUGGCUGGGACACAGUCACACAAUCACCAUGCCUGGCUUAUUGAUUGGAAUGAUGAUGUCACUAAUGUUUUGUGUGGGCUGACCUCUAACCAUGAUCUUCCCGAUCUCUGCCUCACAAGUAGCUGGGCUUAAGAGAGUUGUGGUUGUAGAAGACAUAAAAAGAUGGAAAACUAUGUUGGAGCUUCCUGAUCAAACCAAAGAGAAUCUAGUUGAAGCCUUACAAGAAUUAAAGAAGAAAAUACCCUCCAGGGAAGUGUUAAGAUCGACAAGGAUAGGUCACACUGUGAACAAGAUGCGUAAACACUCAGAUCCGGAGGUGGCUUGUCUUGCCAAAGAAGUUUACACUGAGUGGAGAACUUUUAUUGAAAAACAUUUGGAUAGACCUUCUAUUGAAGUCCGAAGUGAUCCCAAAACUGAGUCAUUUAGAAAAAAUGCUCUGAAAUUACUCUCAGAAGCCUUGGAAUUAAAGAUGGAUCACCUACUGGUAGAAAAUAUUGAGCGGGAAACAUUUCAUCUCUGCUCCCGCCUCAUUAAUGUGCCCUACAGGCGGACGAUGAGAGCUCUGGUCUUCACAUUAAAGCACCAAGCUGAAAUCCGGGAUCAGGUGAAGAACGGCUCUCUGCCGGUCGGCACGUUUGUACAGACCCACAAAAAGUGACCCUAGGACGGUUCCAACCCUGGGCCGGGCAGAAGAGAAAAUGGGCCUCUCUCUGCCAUUCAAAGACUCUUUUGAGUUUGGGUGACGGCUGGUGCUGGCUGUGCUAAAUUUUCCCAUGGUGCCAUUCCUUCAGACAGGAUGUGGGGAGCGCUGGGAGACAGGCCUGCAGGAGCAUGCUUCAUUAGCUUCAGUGCGCUGGUGCUGCCUAACAGGACACACACCGGCUGUCACUAGGAAGCGCCAUACGGUUGCCAUCACCCAACACAGUGGAAGGGUGACGGAUUUCACUGUGAGUAUGCCAAGGACACCUCUAAACUUCCCCCGUGUCAGGCAGAUGAAGUUACCACUUUAUUUCGCCACCCUGCAGGUAACUGAAACUCAAUUACUGCUGCUGCUCACUCGGUUCCAUCCCCCUGAGUUUAGACAGCUCCUGUGCCUCUCAGAACUCCCCUGUCUGUUCUCUUUGCUCUACCCCAGGGGUGAUCCUGCCAGAGCCUGCAACUAGCCCUGCUUUCCACAGCUCACUUAUCUGAGCAUUUCAGCUCUCCCUAGAAGACCUUCUGUGUUGGUCUCGGGAGCCCCCAUGCUGAGGUUUCUAAUGAGGAACUGGCCCAAAGCCUUCCCCGCACCUCAGGGUUUAUUUGAAUAUGUCGGCUUUCAGUUUAAGGCGCUGUAGAAAAUACAUAAUGAAAUGUCUUUUGCAAUGAAUUACUGCAGUAGGGGAAAAAAUGCAUACAUACAUAUUUUUAAAUGAAUUGUUUCUAUACAGGCCUGCUUAUGGAAACACUUACAUAAACGAUAUUUUCCUUUUAUAAGUAA